Scaptodrosophila lebanonensis is the source of this 4107-nucleotide messenger RNA. RefSeq lists its product as uncharacterized. NCBI's taxonomy places the organism in Eukaryota, Metazoa, Arthropoda, Insecta, Diptera, Drosophilidae. The transcript is spliced from 6 exons. The record is from RefSeq and is a predicted model, not a curated record. Bases 1 to 4107 code for a protein of 1368 amino acids.
AUGCGCUUUUUAAUUCUGUCAACACUCCUGCUGGCAUCGCUGGCGGCCAGCCAGGCUCAGAAUGUCGAAAUUGAAAAGCAAAGGCUGAUCAAAUUUCCCGACGAUUUCGAUCCCAGCGAGCGCCAACCGUCCGACACAUUGCCCAAGCCCGACAAGGUGGACGAGGCCAAACGCAUACUCGAACAGAUAGCCAAGGUGAACGAACAGUUUGGUUAUGUGAAGAAACAGCCGGAAAAGCCCAAACUACCGCCCAUACUCGACUCGAGUCAGUAUUUAUUCCCCAAGCCCGCCUAUCAGCCCUUCCAUGCGCAACAGCACCAUUUUCCGGGCAGCAACGGGCAGACCCUGCUCGAACCCUCGAUACGUGCUGUGAAGCUGACGCGUGACGGGCUCCUGGCCUACAAUGUGCCGCCCAAGGUGGGUAACCCGGCCAAGAGUGAGAGCAAAAAGGAGAAGCCCCCACAGCUAUAUUACCGCCCCAGUCAGGUGCUGGUGCCUGCGCCCAGUUCUCCGGAAGAGGUCAAACAGUUGCCCGCACAUUUCGCCAUUCCCGUCCACUUGUAUAAACUGAAUAAGGAGCAGUAUUUGAGGGAACAUGCACCGCAGGAGUAUCGCGUGAAGGGCUACAAAAUCAUUGGCGAUGUUGAUAGUUUUUACGGCAAGGCCAAGUCUAUUUCCCAGCGGGGCAAGAACACGCCCAAGUAUCAUCUAUUCUUUUUGCCACGUGAGUUGGCGCUCAAUGAAGAUGGCACGCUCAAGAAUGGACCUAGCAACUCGAAUAGCACCACAACCAAAGCACCGCCGCCCUCAACUAGUCCUCCCCCAACUAUCAGCAGUGCUAAGGAAAAGGAGUCCCGCUUGGAGGACAGCAAUAACAGAGAGAAGCUGUCGGGUCGUCCGUACCGCGUGCAAGCUAGUGCCUCCAGCAACAGCGCUCAAGACGCCCACAGCCAACAUAUAAACACCCAGGCCCAGCUCCAGAGCAAUCGCAAGCGCAUUAAGCCAUUGCGGAACAAGGAAACCCAAGUAAAUGCCAUGGCCCAACAGUCGCUGGCCGGCGGCGGCGUGGCCACGCUCUCCUCCAACAUCAGAAUAACCCCAGCACCGAGUCAUGCUGUCAAUGCUCAGUCGCAGGCACAAACAGCAACGGCAUCCGCAUCCCAAACCAACGCCAAUCCCAAUCUGAGUCCCAAUCUUAAUGGGGGCGUUGAACAACUGAUGCCCACUCGUAAUCGCUUGAAUCCAUUUCGCGUGACAAACAUCAAUUUGGCCGACAUGCAGAAUCAGACCUCGACGGCCAUAAAGAAUGCAUUCCAGAACAUUUUCAAGUUUCCCUUUCGGCCAGCCACUGCGGACCAACAAGCUGUGACUGCAGCAUCACCUGCAGUGAUGGAGAGCGUGCCGCUCCAGUCGCCUCAUCAGGCACUCGCACAUCCCGGCCCCAUGCAGCCCUUCUACACCAUCGGCGCUCAACAGUACGAUUACAAGUGGGACGAUGAUCAGGAGGGUGCGGGCGAUGGCAGCAACAGCAGCGCCAACGAAGACGACACCAUCGAGCAAGUGGACAAUAAUGCCGCCGAAAUCGACAGCAGUAUGUCGGCUGAGAAGCAUCUGUUCGCGCACAAGGCCCAACACUUGAUGCACAGUGUGGGAGCAUUGGCCACAGCCCAUCAUGGCACCCAGAAGCAGGCUCUGCGCGAAGGCGGCAUCAUCAUACAGCGGUUGAAGGUGCGCAAGGGCGGCAUAGCGAUAGCGGGUCCAGGGGGCGUGGCUACUGCCGGCAGUGGCGGCACAGCGAUUGUCGGCCCCGGCGGCUAUGCGCUCACGCAUCCCCGUAGCCUAACGAUUGCUGGUCCCGGUGCCAAAGUUAUAGCCAUACCAGCCGAUGUCGAUCUUAAGAACGCACUACAGCGCACAAAUCUCGAGGCUAAGAGCUUUCCCCGCGAAGGUAAAGUGGUCGCCACUGGUCCUACAGUCUAUUAUGCGCCGCCCACGGGCACGGACUACGGAUUAGAAGAGGAGGAGGAGCCACAGUUCCAGGGGCCUCCACAUUGGCGCCUCGCAAGUUACGAAACUUGGCCGCUACGCCAAACGCCAUUACUGACCUAUGCAGCGCCUGCCCCCGCACCAGCAGCCGCUGCCGCACCCACGCCCGAGAAGCUCCAAGUUGCUGCUCAGUCACAGACUCAGCCAGAAGAGGCUAAGGAGCAGCCAGUGUUGCCAAUCGGUGCAUUUUAUCAAGCUCCUGCUAAGCUCCUGCUGCUGAACUCGCCGUAUUUUGCAGCCUACAGUUUGCCUCUGGCUUAUGUGGCGCCAUCUAACGUUCAAGCUGAGCUUGCGACAACAACAACAACCGUCAAGCCCGCAGCCGGCGAAAAAGAAGACGAAGAAAUACGAAAGCUAGAAAUGGAGAUUGAAACGUUGCAAAAGCUUCAGGCUGCCGAGUCACAGAGCCAAGACACAAACCCAGCGGCGGGAGAUCUGAAGAACGAUGUACGUUUGCGCGCAGCCAUUGGAAAAAUAAAUCCGAACUAUGUGAUCGAGGAAAUUGUCACAGUGCCGGGCAAACAUGUGAUCUCCAGCACAUCACUGCAACGAUUGCGCAUCGAGAACCAAAGACUGCUCGCAAGACAGGCACAACCUGCCAAGCUACGCAAGGCUGGCAAAAAAGUUCGAGUAGUGCCACCCGUUAAGGUGGAGGCCACAGGACGCACUCGCACAUCGGGCAAUGUGCCACAAAUACCCUUCGGCACAUACUUUCUGCCCUACCACAGUGACCAGGCACAGGCCAUAAAUGGACGGAAACAGGCUGCGCUCAUACUGGAGCCCCACUCCAAGGCCGUUGUAGGCAAUGGUGGCACAGCCAUUUCCACCCCAAUUUCGAAGGCGCUGCUAAAGAAGGGAGUGCCCACAAAUGUCUACUUUAAUCCCGAGUCGGUGGCCAUAGCGGGCGUGGGUGGCAAGGCGCAUGCGGCAGCCGAUCUGGAGCUGGACUUACACAGAGCUUUCUCACCGAUCAUCUUUGAGGAGUUUCCCUAUUAUGGAGGCCUGCGCGGACAGUCGUUGCAGCUGCGCGGCGACAACGAUGGCAGCGUUAGGAGCUACAUUUUGAAUUCGCAACAGCAUCGAGCACAGCCGCGGGACUCGGAUGAUACCAUUAGUAUAGCAGCUGCCAGUAUUUCGGCGACUGCGGAUGAUGACGGUUCUAGCUCGAUCUCGGGCGACGCCACUGUUGGUCACUUGCCAGCGUCGCUGCCGCAUGACUUUAACAAAAUCCAGCUGGCCGCCGCGCGUCUGGUGGCCAUACAGGAGAUGGCCAAGCGCAAGGGCUCCUUCAGCGAUGAGGAUAACAAAAUCUAUGCCAGCAGUCUGCUAGAGUUGGGGCAAGCAGCACAGAAUCUGGCACUGUUGCAGCAGACAGGACAGAUCAAGGAUUUCAGCGUCUUGCUGCAGCCUGAACUGCUGGGUGGACCGCAAAAGAAACCCUCGAACCUUGGAUUGGAGGCCAAUAAUGUGGCUGAUCACAAAAUCGAUGAGCAAAAGAUUGAGGAGCCGGUCACAGAACAACAUUUCGGACCCGGCGAUUUUCUGCCACCCAACAACGAGGACCCCUAUGAAGACGUUAACGAUAGUGUGGCCAUCAUGGCACCCAAGAAAGAUGCAGCUGUGGCCGAAGCGAAGCCAGUCGGUCUAUCCAUAGCUGGCGAGGGCGGAGUGGCCUCUUCCAAGCCAAAUGCUGUAGCCCUCUCCGGUCGCAAUGGACUGGCCGUCGCCUCACCGAAAGCCACAGCCAUUGCCGGAGUCUCGCCCGAGGAGGCAGCUGCCUUCAGCAUUUCCUUGCCCUCUCGCAACCAAUUGGUCAUCAAAUCCCCGAACUUGGCGGCGGACAAAACCACGAAUGACGACUACGACUACAGCGACAUCCCUGCGGUUAAUUUCCCGCCUAGCCGUGAAUCGCCUGCCCGGCCCCGACUGCCCGUCCACUUCGAGGGCAGCGAUGCAUUGGUGCAGAAAUGGCGCACUGCGAUUGCCGAGGAGUAUGCGGCACGGAAGGCAGAUAAGCCUUUGAUUAGAGCGCCAAUCAAGCGACGCUUGCAUUCAGAAUAG